Molecule: messenger RNA, 3689 nt
Organism: Toxotes jaculatrix (banded archerfish)
Lineage: Eukaryota; Metazoa; Chordata; Actinopteri; Toxotidae
Gene: hibch
Product: 3-hydroxyisobutyryl-CoA hydrolase
Exons: 14
Coding region: 87-1235 (382 amino acids)
Biological process (GO): L-valine catabolic process
Cellular component (GO): mitochondrion
Molecular function (GO): 3-hydroxyisobutyryl-CoA hydrolase activity
Source: RefSeq, a predicted model, not a curated record
CAGGAAGUAAAAGCAAGAGAGCGUGGAAAGGCAAACUCUGCCUCGAAGUGAAGCUUUAGGCGACUCGACACAAAGUAGAGAUAAUAAUGUCCUUAAAGGUUUUGACGUCUACAUACAGAUUUAGGUCCCUCUACAGACUGCAGCGAAUCCAGGGCCACAUGAUGUCCAGUCAUGUGGAACCAGAGGUUCUCCUGGAGAAGGUGGGCAGAGCUGGUGUGAUCACCAUGAACAGACCCAAAGUCCUGAACGCCCUCAACCUGACCAUGAUCCGACAGAUCUACCCUCAACUCAAGAAAUGGGAAAAGGACAAUGAGACUGACAUUGUCAUUAUCAAAGGUGCUGGAGGAAAAGCCUUCUGUGCUGGUGGAGACAUCAGAGCGGUCACAGAUGCAGGGAAGGUUGGGGACUCUCUUGCACAGGACUUUUUUCGUGAGGAAUACAUUCUGAACAGUGCUAUAGGAGCAUACAGGAAACCAUAUAUUGCCCUUAUUGAUGGAAUAACAAUGGGAGGGGGUGUGGGUCUGUCAGUUCACGGACAGUUUCGGGUGGCCUCUGAGAAGACGUUGUUUGCCAUGCCAGAGACUGCCAUCGGGCUUUUCCCUGACGUGGGAGGUGGCUAUUUUCUGCCGAGGCUCCGGGGAAGGUUGGGUCUGUUUCUGGCUUUGACAGGCUUCCGUCUCAAGGGACGCGAUGUACAGAGAGCUGGAGUUGCCACGCACUUUGUAGAGUCUAAGAAGAUCCCAGACCUGGAGAAGGAGCUGGUGAACUUGAAGUCUCCCUCUGCUGAAGACAUCACCAGAGUGUUGGACACCUACCAGAACCAGAGCAGCCUGGAUUCUGAGAAGCCUUUUGUUUUGGACAAGCACAUGUCUGAUAUUGACAGGCUGUUCAGCUCCAGCAGUGUGGAGGGAAUAAUGCAGAACCUGAAGGCAGAUGGCUCUGAGUUUGCUAAGAAACAGGCAGAGACGUUGUCUAAAAUGUCUCCCACAUCCCUGAAGAUCACCUAUAAGCAGCUGCAGGCGGGAGCCUCUCUCAGCCUGCAGGACGUGUUGGUGAUGGAGUAUCGACUGAGCCAGGCCUGCAUGAGGGGCUGUGAUUUCUAUGAGGGUGUGAGAGCCGUGCUGGUUGACAGGGACCAGAAUCCCAAGUGGAACCCGUCAACACUGGAGGAGGUGUCUGACCAGAGCGUGGACCAGUGCUUCUCCUCACUGGGAGAGAAGGAUCUGACUUUCUGAUGCCCCGUCAGCCAGCAGCUGUUUCUCGCCUUCAAACGCACACACACACACACACACACACACACACACACACACUACUAAGCCUACUGUAAGCGGCUGCUUCCUGUCUCCACAUCCCUCUGUGGUCAUUUGAGAGGACUGUGAAACUAAGGUAAACACUGUAGGCAUUUUCUCUGUUCUUCUGGUGACAGAUGAGGAAAAUUCAGACGUAUACAUACAAUAAGGUCUGAUUCAUGUUCACAGCCAGAAACAGAAAAUAGUAACAGAAGCUAACAGACGCCCUGUGUCACUAAACUUUCUCUGCAGUGGAAGUGGAGUCUCUUCUGUGUACACUGCAGAGCAGUAUCUGUGUUCUGCUGCAGAUUGGAGGAGCAGGACAGCAGCGUUGCAUUAACAUGAGGACAUGGGAAGGGAAAAUGAUCUCAGUACUGAGUGCUCUGUUACAUUUCCUGUGGGUGUUUGUUGAUGUGACACAGAUCAGUAUCGUCUGUUUCGCUGCAGAGUGGUCACUUGUUCUAAUACAGAUAACUUAUUGUCUCUGUUUCACUCGUUUUCCUCUUUUCCAGUAUUUUCUCUUUAGUGGUUUCUAUUUUUUAGAUGUGAUGUGAAUUUUUUUUAAAAAUCGGUUCUCUGACAUAAGUGAGAUAACACUCCCACGACACGUGAUAGAUUAUAUCAAUACUUCUUCUGAAUGUAUUUACAUGAUUGUUACACUGCAUUUUAAAGAACUCUGGUUUCAGCAGCCUGAAGUGUGUGAGACAUUGUGUGUGUUUAGUAACUUCUUCUGAUAGACGUGUUGUUGUUUUUUUGUAGCAGGAAUCAAAUCACCUCCUAAACAUUAGUUUUCAUUAGCUGCAUUAUUUAUGAGACAACCAGACCAGAGUCAGAUUAGACACUGGUACUGGAACAGAUGGCAAUAAACAGAGCUGGUAAUGUAACAGAGAAUGCUGUGGGUUAUUGGUGAGUGAAGACACUGCUUGUACCUCUUGUGUUUAAAAGAACUGCAGUAAUUGAGGGCAGUGUGUUUUCUGACCUCCUGUUGUACAACAGUGACCCGUGUUUGUGAAGUGCCUUAGUUAUCAGCAUGAAAGCACCAAGCUGCUGCUCAGUCAUGAAAGUCCAGAAAGUAAACACAUUGAUUUUAAUUGCAUGUUGGGCUGCAAACCGGUCCUUGGUCUUUAAAGGUCUGGUGUGAGAUUUGACAGGAAGCCUUGCAUAUUUUAUUUGAGCGGUAAAAUAGUCAAAGGAGAACCACUGAGUCCUGCCAACGAAUGAUGAAGCUCUCAGUCUGAGUCGGAGGAAUUCAAACUAAAGACUCCAACACUGGACCCAGUCUGAAUCCUCUGUGAGUCACCUUCAUCUCAGGUCUGUUUUCAUCUUCCCUGCCUUUGUCAUAUUCACACAGUCAGUCUCAUUUCAGUAAGAGCCUCUAACAGUCUGUGUGUCAUAUUCAUUAAGCAGCAGCAGUGCAGCUACAGACAGUCUGUCAGUCUUCCACAGCUCUGCCUUCAGAGCAGACAGGACGACCAAGAGACAAUAAACCGCCAAACACACUGAGAACAGUCUAUUUCUUUGGGCGUCUCACAUAAACCUUAAUGCUUUAUAGCCACCACUAGUUCAAACAAGUGCUGGCGAACAGUCGUGUCCUUCACUCUGCUGAACUUUUAACCUGUCGUGUUCCCUCUUUUACAGGAUGCUGUGCAUCCGCGUCUCGCUCCGCAGACAUUUUAAACAAACACUGUUGAGACAGUGUGUGCCACUAAGAUGUUACACCAGUGUGUACUUCGGCCUCACAGCUUCAAUACCCAAGAAGCAGAGGAACAGUAACAGUAGAAGGCAUAAAUCUGAUUUAUUGGCAUCAUCAGUUUUUACACUUCGGUAUGGUUUGCAAGUUAAAUGAAUAUUGUCCUUUAGGAAUAUGCACAAAGUCACUCAUUUUAAGUUAUUUUAUGAUGAAUGAUCCGCAGGCAGACGUGUAUCGUGUAACAGAGCUGAUCCGUGGAGGUUAUUUUAAACUUAUUUGGCAGCAGACACAUUGUGGAGACAGUGCAUGUGGUUCUGUCACCAUUCAUCAGGCUUCUUAUAGACUGCUCAUAGUAUUUAUAGUCAAAUCAGCUCAUCUCUUCUAUGCUUAACUUCUGUCACUCACUCACUGACAGCUGCUUCGACCGUUGUAAAACAGAUACAGCAGAGGCAUCGUGGGUACAGGAGUCAGACCCUUAUCACCACCUGUACCACAGGCAAUGGCAGAAUGAGUAGUGCAGGGAAUUAAACAAACGGGUUCAACUAUCAAGAACUUAAGUAACGUGUUUAAAGCUGCAGACCAGAAAAUUCACUGGCAGCUAUUUUGAUGAAUAAUUGUUUUAACAUUUGCUGGAUUCCAGCUUGGUCAGGAUCUGAGGGUCUGCUUUUUUCCCCCACCAAUUUCUAAUAUUUGACAGUCAAAACGAUGAA